Messenger RNA from Talpa occidentalis (Iberian mole), 875 nucleotides. It is a transcript of the gene PLAC8, whose product is annotated as placenta associated 8. Lineage: Eukaryota; Metazoa; Chordata; Mammalia; Eulipotyphla; Talpidae. The record is from RefSeq and is a predicted model, not a curated record. The coding region runs from base 232 to 570 and encodes 112 amino acids. The transcript has 6 exons. Gene Ontology annotation, biological process: positive regulation of transcription by RNA polymerase II.
AAACAAUGCGCCUCUACUUUGUACUGUACAAAAUACAGCGUAUAUCAUCUACUUUCCUUUUACACAUAUUUCACUUCUAGUAACAUACUCUCCCAAGUCACACACACUUCCCGUGGGGAGCCUGUUUUCUCUAACCGGAGGCCCCUUGCUGGAUGAUUUUUGAGUGACUCUCCAGGCAAACUGGCCCCCUCUCCAGAACCUACCACAACACUUUGUGACCCUGCAUCGAAAAUGCAAGCUCAGGCACCAGUGGUCAUUGUAACACAGCCUGCAUGUAAUGUGCCCCAAGCCUCCAACUGGCAGACAGGCCUUUGUGAUUGUUUCAGCGACUGCGGAGUCUGUAUCUGUGGCUCAUUUUGCUUCCCGUGCCUUUGUUGUCAAGUUGCAGCUGACAUGAAUGAAUGCUGCCUGUGUGGGGCAAGUGUUGCAAUGAGGACCCUGUUUCGGAGCCGAUAUGGCAUUCCUGGAUCCAUUUGUGGUGACUCUCUGAUAGUCUACUGCUGUCCCACUUGUUCUCUUUGCCAAAUCAAGAGAGACAUCAAUAGAAGGAGAGCCAUGAAUGCUUUCUAAAAAAAAGAAAAACCUAAUGGUGAAAACUCUUAAUGAAGGAAUUAAAUCAGCGAAUACUUUCAGCCUGACUACUUUUCUAUCUUUUGGACCUGAAGAAUGCGUUCAAACACAGUUAAAUGGGUUAAAAAUUUAGAAUUUUACUUUGUUUUACAAGCAUGGUGCCCUUGCUAAAUGAUGCAGCUUAAUUUCUUCUUGCUUUCUUGUUAUUAAAUUUUCUGGCUUACAAUUUUUGUAUUACAGCUAAAUACAAGCCAAAUAAAAGAUUUUUACUAAUUCAAUUCUUUAUGUGUUUGCUCUAAAUAAAA